AUGUCUUUUUCAUCAAGCCUCUUGUUCUUUGUAACAGUUUGGUUGUUCAAUUCAAUUCCGUAUUCUGCAAAACCAGAUGAUGCUAGUUAUGGAGAUGGCACGGUAGCGCCACCGAGUGGUUGUAACAACUGCACCAUUUGUCAAUAUCCCUGCCACCAUCAGCCGCCACCGCCUUCGGGUUACCAAUCAUACGGCACUCCGCCACCACCUCAGGUGGUGCAAGGCAACUGCCCACCGGCACCAGCUGCUCCUGUUCAGUGCUGUCAAUAUGCACCUCCCAUGCCUUUCUAUUCUCCUUAUAACAACUACUCGGGAUCGGAUUCUUUGCAAUUUCCGAUGAUUGAACCUUUUAUUUUCAAGGGAUCUUCUGCUAUUUUCUUCUUGUUAAUUCUCUUAUUUGUUUCUCUGAUCACUAGUUUUCUUCCUCUGAUCGUCUUUCAAUUGGGAGUUACAAGUAAUUUAUUGGAAUUUAUCGCUGGUAAUUAUUAA
Messenger RNA from Fraxinus pennsylvanica, 489 nucleotides. The record is from the annotation of a GenBank genome assembly. NCBI's taxonomy places the organism in Eukaryota, Viridiplantae, Streptophyta, Magnoliopsida, Lamiales, Oleaceae.